CCAAAAGAACUGUCAUACACAGCUGUUUAUACGAGUUCUGACAAUUUUUGCUGGAAUAACUGCGAAUGAUUUACAGAUUUGAAUAUCGUUUUCAUUUUUUAAAAAUCCUUACAGCCUAAUUGGAUUAAUUGAGUUGAUUGCAACAUGUCCUUGGAGUGUCCUAAAGAUCCGGAGUAUCACACAAGUGUCCAACAGAAGCUGCAUUCGAAAAAUGCUGCAAAAGUCUAUCGAUAUGGAUCGCCAAAAAUUAGAGAUCAAUUGCGAGAUAAAUGUCGUAUGCGAGUGCGUGAGGCGCGACAGGCUAGCUUCAAUAAACGGCGCUUAAACAGCAUAGCUGAGAAUUUAGAUAUUGAUAAGCUGCUGCGUGAGGAACUUGCCAACCUUGAGGAUGACUUAGUUUUACAAGAAGAAAUUUUCAAAGAACUACGCGAUGAAAUGAAUGAAUGGUUUAUACAAGAAUUAGAAGCCGAAGAGACAUUUUUAAUUGAUGCUGCUGAUGAUGACAACAAUGACAAAACUGUUAUUUGUCCGAUUUGCCAACAAAAAAAUCUCAAUAGUAUAGCGCCUGAAGACAACAAACAGGCAAAUUAUUUAUUCAAGUGCACAUGCGGCGUGAGCUUUAUAUCAUCUUUCGCUCCACAAAACUUACGUAAAUUUUUGCAUACGCAAGUAGACGCUCAUGAAAAGAAUUGCAUUAUGAACCUAACCUUCUAUUUAGAGCCUCGAACAGCAGAUGCUGGUAGCAACAAUCUUUGCGCUAUUUGCGAUAAAUGUGAUUAUUUUUAUAGUUUUUAAAGUAAAACCAAACUAACACUUACUUGUUAUAAACACUUAUAAGCUCAUAAAUCUUAAUAUAGAAUAUUCAUGAAUUCACCUUUAAAGCAUUUGAAGUUUUAAAUUUGAAAAUUUGAAAACUGAUUUCCACUACAAUAAGUAUAUUGAAAUA
Ceratitis capitata (Mediterranean fruit fly) is the source of this 946-nucleotide messenger RNA. It is a transcript of the gene Ripalpha, whose product is annotated as RIP-like protein. The coding region runs from base 145 to 795 and encodes 216 amino acids. Gene Ontology annotation, cellular component: nucleus. The record is from RefSeq and is a predicted model, not a curated record. Gene Ontology annotation, biological process: protein import into nucleus. NCBI's taxonomy places the organism in Eukaryota, Metazoa, Arthropoda, Insecta, Diptera, Tephritidae. The transcript is spliced from 4 exons.